CCGCGGCGGCUUUGGGGACUCGCGGGGGUGGUGGACGCUGAGCUCUGCGCUGCUGCUCUUGCUGCUGCUGCUGCUGCGACCAUGGCGGGCAGGGGCAAGCUCAUCGCGGUGAUCGGAGACGAGGACACGGUGACUGGCUUCCUGCUCGGGGGCAUCGGGGAGCUGAACAAGAACCGCCACCCCAAUUUCCUGGUGGUGGAGAAGGACACCACCAUCAAUGAGAUCGAGGACACGUUCCGGCAGUUCCUGAACCGUGAUGACAUCGGCAUCAUCCUCAUCAACCAGUACAUCGCCGAGAUGGUACGGCACGCGCUGGACGCGCACCAGCGCUCCAUCCCCGCUGUGCUCGAGAUCCCAUCCAAGGAGCACCCUUACGACGCGGCCAAGGACUCCAUCCUGCGCAGGGCCCGGGGCAUGUUCACCGCUGAGGACCUGCGCUAGGGGCUUCCCCGCGGCUCGACACCCUCCCUUCUCCCAGUCAUGG
Messenger RNA from Sorex fumeus (smoky shrew), 484 nucleotides. RefSeq names its product ATPase H+ transporting V1 subunit F (gene ATP6V1F). Gene Ontology annotation, molecular function: proton-transporting ATPase activity, rotational mechanism. The coding region runs from base 82 to 441 and encodes 119 amino acids. Gene Ontology annotation, cellular component: proton-transporting V-type ATPase, V1 domain; membrane. Lineage: Eukaryota; Metazoa; Chordata; Mammalia; Eulipotyphla; Soricidae. The transcript has 2 exons. The record is from RefSeq and is a predicted model, not a curated record. Gene Ontology annotation, biological process: proton transmembrane transport.